GAUCUAGUGCGGUGACGUCUCUGCCUCUGUCUCUGACAAUCUUCGUUGACAACAAUAAUUGUUGUCGUGGCUCAACACUUGGAAACCCACAAUUUCCGCCCGAAGUGCUCGAUCUGCGAUUUGUGAAUGAACAUUGAGAUCAGACGUAGCGCUGCCGUCCUUGUUGCAAGUGUCGAGUCGGUGUUCUCAUCUGUCCAGGCGACUGAGAACAAGAUUCGGAGAAUGGGACGAUCUGGGACGGCAAGCAGAUUUUGCUUGCGGAGAUGGACGCUGGACCUGCACUAGAAUCGAGGUCUAGAGAAUUUGUGGCAGCGAGCGGAGGAUCUGUGGAGAGCCGACGAGGCCGAUGACGUGAGUAGAAUUUGGAUGGCGGGAGGUAUGGAUCACGCGGAGGCGAGGCCGUUUGUCGGAGUCUGCGGGCGAAUUUGGAGGAAAUGGAAAUUCGCGGGGAUGGCGCUCUUGGGUUUCUCGACCUUGCUGCAACUGUUGCAGCUUGAAAAUUCCGCCAUGGUUGAAGCGAUGUCGCUCCAGCACAGAGCUGAACUCCGUGAGGAUGUGCGCCAAAUGUACGCCUUUAGAAGACGAGACAUCUCCCUUUCUCCUCUUCUGUAAAUUCUGCUGUGACCAGUCCGCUCUAUGUACUGAAUUAUCAUGAAAAAGAACGAGCGCUCUGGCUCGGGAUUGUACCAUUGUCGGUCUUGCAAGAAACAGGUUUCUGACAACGUUUGUCAUCAGGAGCUUAAAGCGGAAACGAAGUAGAAUUUCGCAGUUGUUAACUUGAUGUUUAAACCGAAUUUGUUGGAUGAUCUGACUCACCCCUGUUAUCCCUUGUUUUCGUCUCGUGCUUAUCAGUAUUCUAAGCCAUUGUCAUGAUUUUCAUAGGGCCCUAACUGAAUAAUUGGAAUUUAUGGACGUUCGGUCGAAAUAACUUUCCCGCGAAAUUUUGUGCUCUAUAUCGACUUUUGAUCAUCUUGAAAUUGGCUGCAAACUCGUGGACCAACUUCAUCAUGUCAGUAUGUUGAAGAUGUGCAAUUUGAGACGCUGAUUGUUAGCCGGAUUGACUCAGGUUUCACCACGCCUACGACAAUUACAUGAAAUAUGCAUUCCCGCAUGAUGAGUUGAAGCCAUUGUCCCGAGGCUACACAGACUCCCUUGGCGAGCUAGGCAAUCUCAAGCUGGAGCAUCUCUCAAGUACCUACAAUGGUACGGCGUUAACACUAAUUGAUUCUUUAACAAGUUUGGCUAUUCUUGGUAACAGCUCUGAGUUCGAGAAAUCCGUCAAUUGGUUGGGGGAGAAUCUUUCAUUUGACUUGGAUGUCCGAGUUAAUGUUUUUGAAUGCAACAUCAGAUUGCUGGGUGGUCUGAUAUCAGCUCAUAUGCUAGCUCUUGACUUAAAGAGUCUGAUGCCCAGCGGAUACAAUGGCCAUUUACUUCGUCUUUCAGAGGAUUUGGGUCGGCGUCUAUUGCCAGCAUUUAAAACUCCCACCGGGAUACCAUACGCAUGGAUCAAUCUAAAGUAUGGAUUAAGAGAAGACGAAACACCCGAAACCAGUACAUCCGGUUGUGGCUCGCUUAUUUUGGAAAUGGGUGCCCUUUCCCGACUGACUGGUAACCCGGAGUUCGAGGAUGCAGCUCUACUUGCUCUUCGUAAGCUGUGGAGCAUGCGUAGCCCUCUCAAUCUCGUGGGGACGACUCUUAAUGUGAUCACGGGACAAUGGAUCGAACACUCUUCUGGAAUUGGUGCUGGCGUUGAUUCAUUCUACGAGUAUCUGAUGAAAGCAUACAUACUGUUUGGAGACGACGAGUACUGGGACAUGUUUCACGAUGCUUACAUGGCUGUACAACAAUACUACCGACACGGUCCUUGGUAUCAUGAUGCCGACAUCAGAACAGGCGGUCCUACUCACAGACAGCUGACUAGCUUGCAGGCAUUUUGGCCAGGUUUGCAAGUACUGGUUGGUGAUGUUGGAGCUGCAAAUGGCACUCACCGUGAGUUUGUCCAUGUCUGGGAGAAAUAUGGAGUCAUUCCUGAAAGGUAUUUAUUUGACAGAGAGAUUAUACACCCAACGGAAAGAUACUAUCCACUGCGACCGGAGUUAGCGGAGUCCACUUUUUUCCUCUACCAAGCCACAAAAGAUCCGUGGUAUUUAAGAGUUGGAGAACUACUUGUUAACUCGCUGAACGUCUACACGCGUGUGAAUGGUGGCUUUGCUAGCGUCAGGGACGUGUUGACCAUGGAGCUGGAAGAUCAUCAACACAGUUUCUUCCUCUCAGAAACGUGCAAAUACUUGUAUCUUCUGUUCGAUGAUAGCUUCUUAAAGGGACAGAACUAUGUCUUUACCACAGAAGGUCAUCCUUUGCCAGUAUUGAGGGCUUGGCAGCAAUGGCAACCGUCCGUUGAAUCAUCCUUAAACACGGAAAGGAAGAGAGGUAACAAAGACAGCGCCCUUGAUUUUCGAAUAUGCCCUAAUUUGAAGAUGAAUGACUGUAAAAAUUGUUCGCUUAGAAUUGACUGUAAAACUUGUUCGCUUAGAGUAGAGAGUGCUUGCCAUGUCCUAGACAAGCAGUUAGACCAUCGAUGUACACAAGACACGGACUGUGGACUGGAUGCCAGUUCUUGUCGGCGAAGGUCGUGUAGCGGGUCUGGUUAUUGUGGCAUAUGGUCGAAAUAGGUUUGUAUGCUCACGAUAUGGUAGCCACUAGACUUACACCCUGAAGGUACCCGCAUUUUCCGUUAGGUGCUACCAACAUUCUUUGUUAAUCCACGCUCAAGGCCUCUUAGCUGAGUAAGGCCAGCUGGAUUAUCUUGUGCUGACAGUCUGACUGCGACGGUCAUGAAUUGCGCAUUAGAAACGUCCUGUACUGUGUUUGACGUUUACUGUCUUCUUGUAAUACGGCAUAUAUUGUCCAGAGAAUUCAUUGUCAUUGUCUGCGUUUGUCAAGUUUCAAAGCAAAAUUACAAUUUACAGCUGGCUCUGAUUGCGAAACUCUUAAACAAUGCCAGACAGUAUUAACAUUUGUGUAAGCUGUGGCUGUGAACAUUCUCACAUCGAAGGUGAUGCGGGUGCUCCAUGGUAGCGUUUGUUCUAAGUAAUUACGUAAGUCAAAUUUUUGGUUAACUUCAAAAGUCGAACCCUCUCUCUUCCACUCUCCUGCCAU
This is a messenger RNA of Marchantia polymorpha subsp. ruderalis, 3159 nucleotides long. The record is from the annotation of a GenBank genome assembly. NCBI's taxonomy places the organism in Eukaryota, Viridiplantae, Streptophyta, Marchantiopsida, Marchantiales, Marchantiaceae.